Messenger RNA from Penicillium pulvis, 4926 nucleotides. RefSeq names its product chromatin segregase YTA7. Bases 1 to 4926 code for a protein of 1641 amino acids. The record is from RefSeq and is a predicted model, not a curated record. The transcript has a single exon. Lineage: Eukaryota; Fungi; Ascomycota; Eurotiomycetes; Eurotiales; Aspergillaceae. Gene Ontology annotation, cellular component: nucleus. Gene Ontology annotation, molecular function: ATP hydrolysis activity; ATP binding; chromatin binding. Gene Ontology annotation, biological process: positive regulation of transcription by RNA polymerase II.
AUGCGCCGUGGUUCAAAGCGCUCCCUCGAGGAGCUUGCCAACAAGUCUGACUCGAAUGAUGAGGACUGGAGCGAAGCCUCCCAACAUGCCGAUUCGCGACGAGCCUCUCGCAAGACCAAGUCGAGCCCCAAGAAGCGAUCCAGACCCGCCAAAAAACGGCGCCGCAACUCAGGCGACAUCAUUUCGGACGAUGAGGUCCUCACUACCGACGACGAAGACUUGUCUAUUCAAGAAUCGGAAGAUUCCGACGACCCUACCGUCCCUCGCAAUGCACGUGGAACAGCACGCCGUCGAACAACACAGAACGCCCCGCUUUACGAGGAGCCGGAUUCAGAUGAAGCAUCCCCAGCGGAUGAUGAAGACAAUGAACUUAUCACCAACUCACCACCAAAAAGAAAGAGGACUGUUGUGAAACUGAAGCUUCGACCAGAGAUUCUGUCUCAGCCUGAUCUCUUAGCCAACCGACGCACCACUCGCCGUAACCGGGGUGCUUCGGAAGAUAUUUACGCUUUGACUAAUUCAGGCCGACACAUGGAAACAGUUGAGCGCGGUACCAUGAGCCCUGAAGUUGAAGUGAAACGACAAGGUUCUCGAGCUCCUCGUGAAUCAGCCAUUCCUGAGGAGUCUAUGGGAACAUCGGCAGAAAAUCAGGCUUCAUUUGAGGUUCUGGAAAGCGAUGCCCCGGCUGAAGGCGACACUGUCUUUGGCUUGGAUGGAGGACAAGACCAGAUCGACACUGAGAUGUCAAUGGACGGCGUUGUUCCUGAAUCUGAGAACGGAGAUGCGAAGAACGAGGAUAACGAUGAGGAUGAAGACGACGAAGAUGCAGGCCCCAUCACCCGUCGACGAACUAGACCGAAUCUUCUCGAAAUACCAGACGAAGAUGAAGGUGAGGGUGAAGAAGCAGUCGUGGCUCCGGAUGCUGAGGAUGAGCCCCAGCUCCGCCGAUCUGGUCGCAAGCAGCCAUCUCGAAGUUCCCAGCGCAAAAAUGGAGAUGACGAGAGCGACUUUGAACCCGAAGAUGAAGAUUCUCCCGACGAUGACGAGGCUUCAGAAUCCGGAAAGUCUGCUGCGUCUCCGCAAAAGAGUCAGGGUCGCGACGAAGAGGAGGACAGCGCAGGUGGUCGUCGUCUGCGCAGUAGAGCAUCUCGUUCUCGAGGCCAGUCGGAAGUUCAAGAAGAACUUGACGAGGAAAUUCAAGAACUGCGGAGUAGUAACCGUCGACGACGUGGACGUGUCCCGGAAAUCAUCUAUGAGAACAAGCCGCGACGUAACCGCAAGGAUGUUGACUACCGUAUCAUUCGCCCUGAUCUGAUGAUCCCCACGGACGAUGUUGAAAAUGAGAUCACGGAGUCUCCUUCUCGUCGUGGACGCGGUGGUGGGGGUGGUGGCUGGCAGCGAACCCUCUUCCCGACUUCAGGUCCCUUUGGCGGCGGUGCUAAUCCGUCUGUUCUCGGUCCCCCCGGUGCUGCCGGCGCAGCUGGAGGUGUCGAUAGCGACAGUAGUGAUGAUGAGUUUAUUCAGCAGCCUAAGGGCGCCGGUCUUCCUGGUGGUCUUGUACCCCAAACCCACAAUUCUGAGGGCCAACAUCUCGCGGGUACGCCAGCAAACUUUGGCAAGCUCCAAGACAAGCAAACCUUGGCGGACGCGGAUCCCUUGGGAGUGGACCUGAAUGUCAACUUCGACAGCGUAGGAGGUCUUCAAGGACACAUCGACCAACUGAAGGAGAUGGUCUCUCUUCCGCUGCUGUACCCAGAAAUCUUCCAGCGCUUCCACAUUGUUCCUCCUCGAGGCGUUCUAUUCCAUGGACCUCCAGGAACCGGAAAGACGCUCUUGGCCCGAGCUCUAGCGAACAGUGUCAGUUCCGAGGGCCGCAAGGUCAGCUUUUACAUGAGAAAAGGCGCUGAUACAUUGAGCAAAUGGGUCGGUGAGGCUGAGCGACAAUUGCGACUUCUCUUUGAAGAAGCCCGUAAAAACCAACCAAGUAUCAUUUUCUUCGAUGAGAUUGAUGGACUGGCUCCCGUGCGAUCGAGUAAACAGGAACAGAUCCAUGCCUCGAUUGUAUCGACCCUGCUGGCGUUGAUGGAUGGUAUGGAUGGCCGAGGUCAAGUUAUCGUCAUUGGUGCCACCAACCGGCCUGACUCAGUUGAUCCUGCCCUCCGACGUCCUGGUCGUUUUGAUCGCGAGUUCUAUUUCCCGCUUCCCAACAUCGAAGGCCGGCGCGCCAUCCUCGACAUUCACACCAAAGGCUGGGACCCAGCGCUUCCAGGCGACAUCAAAGAUGAGCUUGCGAAGAUUACCAAGGGCUAUGGAGGUGCCGAUUUGCGAGCUCUUUGCACGGAGGCCGCUCUCAAUGCUGUGCAGCGGAGAUAUCCCCAGAUCUACAAGUCUGACCAGAAGCUUAUCAUCGAGCCGAAGAACAUCGACGUCCUUCCCAAGGACUUUAUGAUUGCAGCCAAGAAGAUGGUUCCUUCGUCAGAAAGGUCUACCUCAUCAGGAGCAUCGGCUCUGCCGCCCAAUGUUGAGCCUCUGCUCCGCCAGUCCUUGGCUAAUAUUCAAAAGGCCCUGUCAGAGGUUCUCCCUCAGCGGAAGAGACUGACUGCCUUGGAAGAAGCCCAGUAUGAGGAACCAGCAGACAACAAUGGGUUCCGCCGUGAGCAGAUGAUACAGGAAUUCGAUCGGUCGCGUGUGUUCCGUCCGCGCAUGCUUCUUCGUGGUCCCCCAGGAAUGGGCCAGCAGUAUCUUGCCGGCGCCCUCUUGCACCACUUCGAAGGUCUGCAUGUCCAGGCUUUCGAUCUCCCCACCUUGCUCAGCGACUCAACUCGAUCUCCCGAAGCUACUGUCAUCCAGCUUUUCGCUGAAGUUAAGCGACAUAGACCGAGUGUGAUUUACAUCCCUAACAUUCAGACAUGGUUCGAGACAGUCGGACCCACUGUUAUUUCUACCUUCUUGGGUCUCUUGCGAUCAUUGCCACCAUCUGAUCCAGUUCUGUUACUUGGUGUUCUUGAGUCCAGUGGACAAGAUGUGGAUGAAGGUUUGGUCAAGCAAUUAUUCGGAUUCUCGAAGAGGAAUUCAUUUGAUCUUCCUUUCCCUGAUACGACUGCACGUUCUGAGUACUUCGGUAAACUCAUUGAAUACAUCAAAACUGCUCCUUCCGAUUUCCCUGAUCCUGAGAACCGCAAGAAACGCCAGCUGGAAGAGCUCGAGGUCGCGCCUCCACCCCCUCCCCAAAGCGAGCAACCUCUCAGCAAAGAACAGCGCAAGGCCCAGAAAAAGAAGGAUCGUCAGACCCUGAACCUUCUCAAAAUUCGAAUUCAGCCUAUCAUGGAUCAAAUCAAGAAGUACAAGCGCUUCCGCAGUGGUGUGGUUGAUGAAAAUCAGAUCAGAUACCUAUGGGAUGAAGCAGACCCGAAUAUGGUCACCAGCGACCUACCUCCCGACCAGCAAAACAUUUACCGACCAUAUGAGAAGGCUGUUGAUAAAAAUGGUGUUCCCGGUCUUCGAGAGGUAGCUACCGAGAAGUUUUACUACAACAUGGAGAUUGUGACCAUGGAGAAGCGUCUCUCGAACGGAUACUACAAGCGAUCUAGUGAUUUCCUGGCGGACAUCAAACGAAUUGCCAAGGAUGCUCGCCAGCUGGGAGACCAGGACCGACUGUUGCGUGCGAAUGAGCUGUUGUCCAACGUUGAAGUCGACAUUACCACCAUCGAGCAAGCUGAUCCGGCUCUCGUGGCAGAAUGUGAGGCUGUAUACCUGCGAGAGACAGCCCGUGAGAAAGAAGCCGCCGAGCGUGCCCAGCUCGCACAGGAGGCAGAGGAGCAGCGUCUACGAGAGAUAGAAGAGGCUGAAGACGCGGCCGCAGCAGCCGAGGAUGCUGCCGCUAAUGCUGCUCGCGGUAACAUCGAGCCCAACCUAUCCAAUGGCCCGUCUCGUCUGGGCGAGUGGGUUCCAGAAACAGAUGCUCGCCCAGUAACACCCACCAACCAGUCACAUGUGAGCUUUGCAAAUGGAUACCACAACGGCGGUGGCUCAGACCUGAAUGAGCCUGGCCCUAACGGCCUGAGCAACGGGUCCCACCAUGGCGAUGGCGACGGUGACGUCUUCAUGUCCAACUCUGAGGAUCACUCGGGAAGCAAAGAUACCCUGAACAGCUCGUUCGGACCCUCUGCGCAGCCUAAGCCUGCAUACUCCCACACAGCGCCAUCUCAACAAAUUCGCCGUGAGUCUGGCAUGUCUAGCUUGUCUCAAAAGGGUCCCAUGACGCCAAUGGCUCCUGGAUCUCAGCCCGGAGACUACACCAACGAAGCGUCUACGACCCAGACCACAUCAUACAAGAAGUCCUCCGAGCACUCCUCGAAUCAACAGGACAACACCCAAACCCAAAGUCCCAACGUUUCUCGGCAUGAAUAUCCCGAUCUCACCCAGUACCCCGAUCGUGUUUCGCAAGAUGACCACCUGCCUGAUACCCAGCAAGGUGGCAGCAGCCAACUCUCCCCUCGCCCCCGGGAUUCGCUGGCUUCCAACCAAACGGAGAUUGACCACAGCCUACUGAAUGGAAGUCAAUCACAAUCCAAGCCUCAGCCUCCGCUGUUUGACGAUGCUUCUAAGCCUACCAACCACGCCUCUCUCAACUUGCAGUCACUGCUCAUCGAUGAGCCAGUCCCCGAGCUAGUACUUGACCUUGAACACGUUGGGCGCCUUCACGCCCAGUUGACCAAGCGAACCAAGGGACUCUCUGUUGAGCAGCUGGAGCAGAUCAACACAUUUCUUAUGGACUAUGUAUGGCACAUGCGCGGUGAGUGGAACCGCACCAAGGUGUGCAAAGGCACCGAGGACACCUUUGAAGAGGUCCUAGAAGAUCUGCUGGCCAUGCAGGACAUCGGGCCGAUCAGCCAGAGCAGCGGGGCAUUGAAUUCAAGCUUCUAA